This is a messenger RNA of Coffea eugenioides, 2787 nucleotides long. RefSeq names its product ATP-dependent DNA helicase DDM1. The record is from RefSeq and is a predicted model, not a curated record. Gene Ontology annotation, cellular component: nucleus. Bases 139 to 2409 code for a protein of 756 amino acids. Gene Ontology annotation, molecular function: DNA binding; ATP binding; ATP-dependent chromatin remodeler activity. The transcript is spliced from 16 exons. Lineage: Eukaryota; Viridiplantae; Streptophyta; Magnoliopsida; Gentianales; Rubiaceae.
UUCUCUAUAAAGCUGAAAACUUUUCAUAUACUGAGACGCCACCCAUUCCCUCUGGUCUAGUCCUGAAGCUCUUCUUCCGGUUCCGGUUGUUUCUCCUUAUUUUUCCGAGACUCGAGUAAGGGGUUGAUUGAAGCAGAGAUGGUGGCUGAGAACGGAGUGAAAGACGAGCCUCAGGCUGAUUCUCCUACCUCUGUUCUUGAAGAUGAGGAUGCUUGCAAGGAGAAAAAUUGUGUCAAGAUGGAGGGAGAACUAUUGCUUGAUGCUAAGUAUGGAGAUUCUUCUCUCAUAACAGAAACUAUGGCUGCAGAGGAAGAGAAGCUUCUAGAACAGCGGGCAAAAGCAAAUUCAAAUGAACCUGAUGAGGUUCCUGUAUUGAAUGACAUCCAGUUUACCAAACUGGAUGAGCUUCUGACUCAGACUCAACUUUAUACAGAGUUUUUGCUGGAAAACAUGGAUGACAUAUCAAAGAAAGGAUUGGAGGGUGAUGAACAGACUACCAAAGAAAAGAAGAAAGGUCGUGGUUCAAAGAGAAAGGCAGCCUCAAAUUACAACAAUAGUAAGGCGAAAAGAGCUGUUGCAGCCAUGCUCACAAGAUCUAAAGAAGGUGUCUCUUUAGAGGAUUCAAACCUUACAGAGAAAGAGAGAAAUGAGAAAGAGCAGGCUGAACUGGUGCCGUUGUUGACCGGUGGAAAGCUGAAGCCUUAUCAGCUUAAAGGUGUUAAGUGGUUGAUUUCAUUGUGGCAAAAUGGGCUGAAUGGAAUACUUGCAGAUCAAAUGGGUCUUGGAAAGACUAUACAAACUAUUGCAUUUCUUGCGCACUUGAAAGGAAAUGGUUUGGAUGGACCAUAUUUAAUUAUUGCUCCUCUUUCCACUCUCUCAAACUGGCUGAAUGAGAUAAACCGGUUUGCACCCUCACUAAAUGCAAUCAUAUACCAUGGUUAUUGGAAAGAAAGGGAUGAAAUAAGGAGAAAAUACAUGCCAAACACAAUAGGUCCUAAAUUCCCGAUUGUAGUUACCUCCUAUGAAGUUGCAAUGAGGGAUGCACGAAAGCACUUGAGACACUAUCACUGGAAAUAUAUGGUGGUUGAUGAGGGGCACAGGUUGAAGAACUCACAAUGCAAAUUAGUUAAAGAACUUAAGCUGUUGCGUGUUGAAAACAGGCUUUUAUUAACUGGGACACCUCUGCAGAACAACUUGACAGAACUCUGGUCGUUGUUGAAUUUUAUUCUGCCGGACAUAUUCAAUUCGGAUCAAGAAUUUGAAUCAUGGUUUGAUCUUUCUGGAAAGGGCAGCAAUGAGGCUUUAAGGGAAGAAUUGGAAGAGAAGAGAAGAACUCAGGUGGUGGCAAAACUCCAUUCGAUCUUACGUCCCUUUCUGCUGCGGAGGUUGAAAUCAGAUGUGGAACAAAUGCUCCCUCGGAAAAAAGAAAUAAUCUUAUAUGCUACCAUGACUGAUCAUCAAAAGAAUUUCACAGAUCAUCUAUUGAAUAAGACACUAGAAGAUUAUCUACGGGAGAAGGCAGCCUCUGGACGUGGCAUGAAAGGGAGACUUAAUAAUUUGAUGAUUCAGCUUCGGAAGAAUUGCAACCACCCUGACCUAUUGGAGUCUGCCUUUGAUGGUUCUUAUUUCUUCCCACCGGUAGACCAGAUAGUUGAGCAGUGUGGAAAGUUUCGUUUGUUGGACAGAUUAGUGGGAAAGCUAUUUGCUCGUCAGCACAAAGUUCUGAUCUUUUCUCAAUGGACCAAGAUUUUGGACAUAAUUGAUUAUUAUUUUGCUGAAAAAGGUUUUGAAGUUUGCAGAAUUGAUGGCGGAGUGAAAUUGGAAGAAAGGAGAAGGCAGAUACAGGAGUUCAAUGAUGUGAACAGUAAAUACAGAAUCUUUCUUCUUUCCACCCGAGCUGGUGGGCUGGGCAUCAAUCUUACUGCUGCUGAUACCUGCAUUUUAUAUGACAGUGAUUGGAAUCCUCAAAUGGAUUUACAGGCAAUGGAUCGAUGUCACAGAAUUGGUCAAACAAAGCCUGUUCAUGUUUACAGGCUAGCGACUGCCCAAUCGGUGGAGGGUCUUAUGCUGAAAAGAGCAUUCAGUAAAUUAAAGCUCGAACACGUGGUAAUUGGUAAAGGGCAGUUUAAGCAAGAAAGAACCAAGCCCAAUUCAAUGGAGGCAGUUGAGGAAGAGGAUCUGCUGGCGCUUCUCCGAGAUGAAGGAACUGCCGAGGAGAAAUGGAUCCAGACGGAUAUUAGUGAAGAUGAUCUAGAAAGGGUUUUAGAUAGGAGUGAUCUUGUUGCUGUUUCUUCAGAGCAAGAUGGAAAGACUGGCUCAGAUUCAACUGUGCUUCCCCUUAAAGGGCCUGGCUGGGAGGUGGUGAUCCCGACUGCACCAGGCGGAGUGCUUUCCACCCUUAACAGCUGAUGAAGGCUUAUUUUGGUGCUUGUGUUAGUUGGGCUGUUCUUUUGAGUGCUGGGAGGAGAGGUCUCUCUUUUUGGGGUUUUACAUAUUUUAGCUUUUCGUUUUCGGGGAUGAAUAUAUUUUGCUCUCAUUGAGCUAGAGAAUGCUAAGCAUCUAGUUUUCUCUCAUUUUUUGCAAAUAUCCCCAGAGAACAUUCUCUUAAAUGGUGGUUAGACUCCUACAGAUUACUGUAAAUGUGUCGUGAUUCGUGAAGCAAGUUGCAGGGAACAGCAAUUGGAAUUGCAUGGUCAAUUGUCUGCUGUAAAAACUGUAUUAAAUGCGCCAUUUGAUAUUGGUGUUUCUGGCGAUUGUCUUCCGUAAGACUUUUUUCUCUUCCGUUCA